This is a messenger RNA of Talpa occidentalis (Iberian mole), 3435 nucleotides long. RefSeq names its product myelin transcription factor 1 (gene MYT1). Lineage: Eukaryota; Metazoa; Chordata; Mammalia; Eulipotyphla; Talpidae. Gene Ontology annotation, molecular function: DNA-binding transcription factor activity, RNA polymerase II-specific; RNA polymerase II cis-regulatory region sequence-specific DNA binding; zinc ion binding. Gene Ontology annotation, cellular component: nucleus. The record is from RefSeq and is a predicted model, not a curated record. Gene Ontology annotation, biological process: regulation of transcription by RNA polymerase II.
AGGGCAGCACCUGUGGGACUUCAGGACCCCUCCUGGGUGAACACGGCAAGAUGAGCCUGGAGAACGACGACAAGCGAGCUCGGACCCGGUCCAAGGCUGCCCGAGCGCCCCCAGAGGCUGCAGGCGCUGACCUCAGCUGCCCCACCCCAGGAUGCACGGGCUCGGGACACAUCCGGGGCAAGUACUCCCGGCACAGAAGCUUGCAGAGCUGCCCUCUGGCCAAGAAGAGGAAGCUGGAGGGCGCGGAGGCCGAGCACCUGGGCUCCAAGCGGAAGUCGCACCCCCUGAAGCUGGCGCUGGACGAGGGUGACAGCCCGGACAGUGACGGCAGCGAGGAGGCCGAGGUGAAGGCCGCCUCUGUUUCUGAUGAAUCGGACGUUGCGCCGGAGGAGGACGGGCCCGCGGCACCAGGGCCGGGGGAGAGGCGCCGACCCGCGCCAGCUGCAGGAAGGAGCCCUGUCAAGGCUCACGUGGGGCCCCCCAGCCCCCUGCCAGGUGCCUCCAAGGGCAGCUACAGCAGCUACCAGGAAGUCAUCGCGAAUUCUCUCCUCAACCUGGGCCAGAUCGCGGAGGAGACCCUGGCUGGGGAGGACUCUGGCCUGGGGGCCAUGCCGGGGCCCCACCUUGGGCGCAUGGCUCAGGAGGAGGCCGAGGCAGCAGCCAGCAGCGACGAGGGGGGGACGGGCGCGUUUCUGCAGCCAGAGGAAGGGGAGGACAUGCUGGAAGUCACCAGGGAGCGUGCCCAGGAGCUGUGUCCCCCGUCCCUGGAGAGCUCAGCCAGCGAGGAGUCCAGCAAGCAGAAGAUCUCCCAGGAGGAGGAGGAGGAGGAGCAGGAGGAGCAGGAGGAGGAGGAGGAGGAGGAAGAGCAGGAGGAGGAGCAGGAGGAGGAAGAGGAGGAGGAGGAGCAGGAGGAAGAGCAGGAGGAGGAGGAGGAGCAGGAGGAGGAGGAGGAGCAGGAGGAGGAGGAAGCGACCUCUGACGUGAUCUGCCAGGAGGAUGCACCCCCUGGCCCCACCCUGAAGGCCCCAGAGCCCGGGCGCCCGGCCUCGCCCAGCCCCAGGCCCGGACACCCCGGCAUCCUGGAGGUGCACUCCGACGACAGCAAGGACGAGGACGCGCGCUCCCAGAAGUCCGCGCUCACCGACGAGUCCGAGAUGUACGACAUGAUGACCCGGGGCAACCUGGGCCUGCUGGAGCAGGCCAUCGCCCUGAAGGCCGAGCAGGUGCGCGCCGUCGGGGAGCCGGGCUGCCUGCCCGCCGAGCCGGGCCCGCUGGGCCCCGGUGAGCCCGGGAAGGGGGCGCGGCCCGACGCCGCGCGCAAGAGCUACUGCGGCAAAGAUCCCUCUAGAGCCGAGAAGCGCGAGAUCAAGUGCCCGACACCGGGCUGCGACGGCACCGGCCACGUGACGGGCCUGUACCCGCACCACCGCAGCCUGUCCGGCUGCCCCCACAAGGACAGGAUCCCCCCGGAGAUCUUGGCCAUGCACGAGAACGUGCUCAAGUGCCCCACCCCCGGCUGCACCGGCCAGGGCCACGUGAACAGCAACCGCAACACACACAGAAGUUUGUCUGGGUGUCCUAUUGCUGCUGCCGAAAAACUAGCCAAAUCUCACGAGAAGCAACAGCCGCCAUCCGGGGAGCCUUCCAAGAACAGCUCCAACUCCGACCGCAUCCUCAGGCCCAUGUGCUUUGUGAAGCAGCUUGAGGUGCCUCCUUAUGGGAGCUACCGGCCCAGCGUGGCCCCCUCCACGCCCAGGGCCAACCUGGCCAAGGAGCUAGAGAAGUUCUCCAAGGUCGCCUUUGACUACGCAAGUUUCGACGCUCAGGUUUUUGGCAAACGCAUGCUUGCCCCAAAGAUUCAGACCAGCGAAACCUCACCGAAAGCCUUUAAAUGCUUCGACUACGCGCACGACGCCGAGGCCGCACGCAUGGCCGCCACCGCCAUCCUCAACCUGUCCACGCGCUGCUGGGAGAUGCCCGAGAACCUCAGCACGAAGCCGCAGGACCUGCCCGGCAAGCCCGCGGACAUCGAGGUGGACGAGAACGGGACGCUGGACCUGAGCAUGCACAAGCACCGCAAGCGGGACGGCGCGGCGCCCGGGGGCGGCGGCAGCAGCAGCAGCAGCCCCGGCCUGAGGGCCGCGGACGCCUCCCAGCGCCAGGGCGGCGCCCCCGGCGGCUCCAGGGCCUCGCCCCCCUGCAGCCAGGCCUCGCGCCAGGAGGAGUGGGACCGGCCGCUGGACUACACCAAGCCCAGCCGCCAGCGCGAGGAGGAGCCGGAGGAGUCAGAGCCAGCAGCCCAUUCUUUUGCUUCUUCUGAAGCAGAUGACCAGGAAGUGUCGGAAGAGAGUUUUGAGGAGCGGAAGUACCCUGGGGACGUCACCCUCACCAACUUUAAGCUGAGGUUUCUCUCCAAGGAUAUGAAGAAGGAGCUGCUCACCUGUCCCACCCCCGGCUGUGACGGCAGCGGCCACAUCACCGGGAACUAUGCCUCCCACCGCAGCCUCUCUGGUUGCCCUCUUGCUGACAAGAGCCUCAGAAACCUCAUGGCUGCCCAUUCUGCUGACCUCAAGUGCCCCACGCCUGGCUGCGACGGUUCUGGCCACAUAACCGGGAACUACGCGUCACACAGGAGCUUGUCGGGCUGUCCGCGUGCCAAGAAGAGCGGCGCCAAGGCGGCCCCUGCGAAGGACGACAAGGACGACCCCGAGCUGAUGAAGUGCCCAGUCCCGGGCUGCGUGGGGCUCGGCCACAUCAGUGGCAAGUAUGCCUCGCACAGAAGUGCAUCUGGCUGCCCGCUGGCUGCCCGGAGGCAGAAAGAGGGCUCCCUCAAUGGCUCGUCCUUCUCCUGGAAGUCGCUGAAGAACGAGGGGCCCACCUGCCCCACCCCAGGCUGUGACGGCUCUGGCCAUGCCAACGGGAGCUUCCUCACCCACCGCAGUUUGUCUGGCUGUCCCAGAGCCACCUUUGCUGGAAAGAAGGGAAAACUCGCAGGGGAUGAAGUUCUCAGCACCAAGUUUAAGACAAGCGAUGUGCUGGAGAGCGACGAGGAGAUCAAGCAGCUGAACCAGGAGAUUCGCGACCUGAACGAGUCCAACUCGGAGAUGGAGGCUGCCAUGGUGCAGCUGCAGUCCCAGAUCUCGUCCAUGGAGAAGAGCCUGAAGAACAUUGAGGAGGAGAACAAGCUCAUCGAGGAGCAGAAUGAAGCCCUGUUCCUCGAGCUGUCAGGCCUGAGCCAGGCCCUCAUCCAAAGUCUUGCCAACAUCCGCCUUCCACACCUGGAGCCCAUCUGUGAGCGGAACUUCGACGCCUACGUGAGCGCCCUCACCGACAUGUACUCCAACCAGGAGUGCUAUCAGAACCCGGAGAACAAGGACCUCCUGGAGACCAUCAAGCAGGCCGUGAGGGGCAUCCAGGUCUAGGCCUGCCACGCUC